AUGCAAGAAACGCUGAAUUCGCAAAAUUGGGAAGUUGGUGUUAAAGAAUGGUGCAAAAGGCGCUCUGAAUGGUUGUUGGAUCACGACAAAAUCGCGAACGAGUAUUCUCUAGAGGAAGUGGUGAUUCCUAAAGAUGUUUAUUUGAGUGUCUACAAAAUGCUAGUGCACCAAGAACAGAAGCUGAAACGACCAGUGAAACUAAGUACUAUUGUCGCAGUUUUGAAAACCGGAUGGAUUGAAGAAGGAUAUUGGCCUGCAACUUCCAAGUAG
This is a messenger RNA of Schizosaccharomyces osmophilus, 270 nucleotides long. RefSeq names its product DUF4050 family protein, conserved protein. Lineage: Eukaryota; Fungi; Ascomycota; Schizosaccharomycetes; Schizosaccharomycetales; Schizosaccharomycetaceae. The record is from RefSeq and is a predicted model, not a curated record. The transcript is spliced from 2 exons. The coding region runs from base 1 to 270 and encodes 89 amino acids.